Molecule: messenger RNA, 795 nt
Organism: Phoenix dactylifera (date palm)
Lineage: Eukaryota; Viridiplantae; Streptophyta; Magnoliopsida; Arecales; Arecaceae
Source: RefSeq, a predicted model, not a curated record
AUUACCAUCCAAUCCCUCAGUUCACUUCUUAACUAUAUACCAUGGCUGGUCGUAGUAGCACUAAGAUCUUGGCUCUCGCCCUCGCUGUUCUCCUCAGCAUCGGGCUCACCUCCGCAGCUAGAUCGCUCACCGGGAUCAGCGGUGGAGGUGGCAGUGGCCGUGGUGGCGGUGGAGGUGGUGGAGGAGGGUCUGGUGCUGGUUCUGGGUCUGGUUACGGUGAAGGAUAUGGUGAGGGAUACGGUGAGGGCGCUGGCGGAGAAGUUGGUGGAGGAUACGGAAAGGGAGGCGGUGGUGGAGGUGGCGGGGGUCGUGGAGAAGGUGGUGGCGAAGGAUCAGGCUACGGCUCUGGGCAUGGUUAUGGUUCCGGCGCCGGCGGUGCGCAAGGCGGAGGCUAUGGGAGUGGCGGAGGUGGUGGUGGUGGUGGUGGUGGUGGUGGCGGCCCCGGUGGGGGGCACGGAAGCGGGAGUGGAUCGGGGUAUGGUUCGGGAGGUGGUUCUGGGUAUGGUGAAGGUGGUGCGCAUGGCGGGGGCUCUGGAGGCGGCGGCGGCGGUGGGUCGGGUGGCGGCUCAGGUUCUGGCUCCGGCUACGGGUCUGGUUAUGGUUCUGGCUAUGGGAGUGGUGGGGGUGAAAACGGGCACUACUAAUAGAAAAUCCCCACUCCAUAAUAUGCCUUAAUAUGUCUACAAUGUGCAUGCUCUGAUGUGGCUUGGAAUAAAUGUGCGCUUUCGUCCUACCAGUGUGUGAAAAAGAGGGUAUCUUUACUUAAAUAAUAAUUAAAGAAAAGUUUAUUGUAGA